AUGAAUCGCAUGACAUGAUUUAUGCUCAUAUAGCACUUGUAAAAUUGGAAAUUAAUUAUAUUCAUGUUAUGUUGCUGAAGAUAAGUCUUUUUAUGCAACUAAAGAGACAAAUUUUACACACUGAAAUGAGACCAUCAACAAAUACUUUGACUACCAAUGAACCAAGUAAGAAGGACAAAGAAAUUGAUAUUUCUGAGUUUACUUCUUUAGAAGUAGUUAAAUUUGAUUAUCAAUAUUCUUGUCAAACGCUACGAAUUGUACUGGAAAAUUUAAAUAUUGUUAUAACGCUGCAAAGUCAAAGUCCAUACCCGAUUAUCCUUUUUCCUUUAUGGCCUCUAUCGUGA
Molecule: messenger RNA, 344 nt
Organism: Funneliformis caledonium
Lineage: Eukaryota; Fungi; Glomeromycota; Glomeromycetes; Glomerales; Glomeraceae
Source: the annotation of a GenBank genome assembly